AUGUCUUCAAUACUUUCAGAUUAUACUCACCCUCUCUUAAUAAUUGGCUUGUAUACUGCUGUUGGUGGAACUGGUCAAAAACCCACUUCCGCUACUGCCUAUGCUCAUCAUACUUCCAUUAAUAACCCGUUCUCCCUUCUCUUUAAACGCAUGAGAAUUCAACACUUCGGCAAAUCACCGCCAUAA
Molecule: messenger RNA, 186 nt
Organism: Ambispora leptoticha
Lineage: Eukaryota; Fungi; Glomeromycota; Glomeromycetes; Archaeosporales; Ambisporaceae
Source: the annotation of a GenBank genome assembly